AUGGGUGUGCUUCGUCGGAACUACAUUGUGCGGGAGCCCGCCCCCGAGUUCUCUCCAAAGAAACAUCGAGUUUCAAACACUUUGAAGAUCCAAGCCCACGAUCAUUUUGAAUUCGUCCCAGAGACCUUGUUCCUCGCUGUCAAUUACAUAGAUCGAUUUCUCACCGCCCAGGCCAUCCGAGCCGUUGACAUGCCUCUCGUUGGUGCAGUGGCGCUCCUCAUCGCCGCCAAAAUGGAAGAGACAGUGUAUCCAAGCCUUGAUCACUUUGCCACGUGCACUUGCUCAGAUAUCAGCGAGGCCGAUAUUGUGCAAGGAGAGAAAAUCAUGCUGCAGCGCCUCAGCUAUGAGCUCGGCUCACCCAGUCCAAGCGAAUACAUCGAGUGGACCCAAGACGGGGCAUCUGUUGACCGAGAUACCAGUCUGCUCACUUCAUACUUUGUAGAGGCCGCCAUCAUGAACCAUCUGUUUAUUGGCUGUCCUUCGAGUUUCCUGGCUGCUGCCUCUCUUAACCUCUCUCUCAUCGUUUUGGAGAAAGGAGACUGGACAGAGGAUCUGGUUUCUUCCUACGGCUUUGGCACAGCUGUUCUCACGGUUCCUAGCUUUGAUAUUUGGGCUUCGUGCCGCCAUGCUCUCACCCGCCAUCCCGCCGUGUACAAAAAGUACAGCAGCAAGACCUUUGAUGCAGUUGCGAUCAAGGUGCAAGGUAUUGUGCAACAGGAGAAGGUCAAUACGCCUGUUGAUUUGUUGCCCACGCAGAACCUAGAGCGGCAGGCGUUUUGGGCAUGA
Messenger RNA from Verticillium dahliae VdLs.17, 786 nucleotides. RefSeq names its product G2/mitotic-specific cyclin cdc13. Lineage: Eukaryota; Fungi; Ascomycota; Sordariomycetes; Glomerellales; Plectosphaerellaceae. Gene Ontology annotation, molecular function: cyclin-dependent protein serine/threonine kinase regulator activity. The transcript is spliced from 3 exons. The coding region runs from base 1 to 786 and encodes 261 amino acids. Gene Ontology annotation, biological process: regulation of cyclin-dependent protein serine/threonine kinase activity; mitotic cell cycle phase transition. The record is from RefSeq and is a predicted model, not a curated record. Gene Ontology annotation, cellular component: centrosome; cyclin-dependent protein kinase holoenzyme complex; cytoplasm.